Molecule: messenger RNA, 779 nt
Organism: Cicer arietinum (chickpea)
Lineage: Eukaryota; Viridiplantae; Streptophyta; Magnoliopsida; Fabales; Fabaceae
Product: CASP-like protein 4D1
Source: RefSeq, a predicted model, not a curated record
UUGAUUAAUUAUUUGAAAAUAUAUUUGAAGUACAAAAAUGGUGUCCAAAGCUGUGAUCAACUCAAUUCUUGUGCUGAGGAUUGUUACACUUGCAGCCUCAAUAGCAACUAUUGUCUUGCUUGUUACUAACAUUGCUAAAUUUGAUGAUGGUACCAAGAUGAAAUUUCAAGAUAUCAUUUCAUACAGGUAUGUGUUAGCUGUUGCAGCAAUUGGUGGUGCAUAUUGCAUAGUGCAGUUACCAUUUUCCAUAUACUAUGCUGUACAGCAGAAGAGGUUGUUACGCAAUGGAUUCUUGCCAGAAUUUGACUUCUAUGGAGACAAGAUAACAAGUUGGCUUCUAGCCACAGGAAUUGGUGCUGGCUUUGCAGUUUCUAUAGAAUUCAAAAGGUUCUUUGACCAAAUAUUUGACCUCUCAGGAGUUUCAAAGCAUGACCCAACAAGAAGCACAAACAACAAAUUUUAUGUUCGUGGAAUCAUUGCUUCUAGUGUUCUUUCCGUGGCAUUUAUUUCCAUGGUUUUGGUUUCAGUCAUUUCUUCCUUAAAUCGAAACAAAAACAAAAGCAUAUUUGGGUGAUUGAUACAAAUAAAUUCUUCAUAACGUACUUGUUAGCAUUUUCUUAAUUAAGAAAUAUAUUUUCUCAACAACAAAUUAUUUGAUUAAUUGAUGUUGGUUCCAUCUAGAAUAACUUAUAUGUUUUUAUUUGAUUUUUGCAAAUUUGAAUUGUGAUAAAAAAAUUAGGGAUCACUUGCUUUGACUUUUAAGAUGAUCCUUUCUUUUC